Molecule: messenger RNA, 1846 nt
Organism: Actinia tenebrosa (Australian red waratah sea anemone)
Lineage: Eukaryota; Metazoa; Cnidaria; Anthozoa; Actiniaria; Actiniidae
Product: sphingomyelin phosphodiesterase
Biological process (GO): sphingomyelin catabolic process
Molecular function (GO): sphingomyelin phosphodiesterase activity
Source: RefSeq, a predicted model, not a curated record
ACGAUUCGUAAACAGUGAGUGACUGAGGGAGUGUAGAGGGAGUAAACCCUUAAAAAACACCAUGGAUUUAUCACCGAAAUUCUCAUUUAUUGGUGUUGUACUUCUACUUUAUAUCCUCUGCACUUCAGGACUACCUCAGGAAUAUUCCAAAAAGGAGUUGUUUAUAGGGUAUCUUCGSCGAUUUACUUCGCAUUUGAAGCCAGAAUUGGAAUGUGACGCUUGCAAGGCUCUCUCAGAAGUUGCGCAAAUUGCCUUUAAAACUAAACCAACUCAAAACGACAUCGCUAAAUUCCUCACUAAACUUUGUAUUAAGCUAAAGAUUGAAGAUAACAGAGUUUGUACUGGCAUUAUUCAAGAAUUUAAGGGAGAAGUCUUGACUGUUUUUGACGAGUUUUUUCUGAGUCCUGACGAAGUCUGCGGGUUGAUAUUCGGACCAUCUUGUGCCAAGAAACCGAAUCCUGAUAUUUUCUGGAACGUAACCUUUCCUAAAACUCCUAAACCUCCAGUUCGACCUAUUCCACCACCGAAGCCUGGCUCACCUGUGAUGAGAGUACUACAGAUCUCUGACAUACAUUAUGAUGCUCUAUACAAAGAAGGGGCUGCAACAAAAUGUGGGGAACCUCUAUGCUGCCGAAAGAAUGACCCCACCCCAGCUCCAGGAAAGCCAACUGCAGGGAAAUAUGGAGAUUAUAACUGUGAUACCCCACUCAUCACCCUUGAAAACAUGUUGGAACACAUCAACAAUACUCRCAAGAUUGACUAUGUUAUGUGGACUGGGGAUAUACCAGCUCAUAAUGUUUGGAACCAAAGCAGAUCUGACCAGCUUSAUGCAUUGGAUGCAGCAGUGAAGUUGUUGCUGAAAUACCUUCCUGGGGUAAAGAUAUACCCUGCACUUGGCAACCACGAGGGUUCUCCUGUUAACAGCUUUCCGCCACCAGAAAUAACUGGGCCAGACUCAAAUGACUGGCUUCGAGRCUCUCUCGCAACUCACUGGGGUUUCUGGUUGCCUGACUACACAAUGUCCACCAUCAAGAAGGGAGCCUACUUCUCUGUACUGGUGUCCAAAGGACUCAGGAUUGUAUCCAUCAACAUGAAUUACUGCAACAAUAUGAACUGGUGGCUGUUGCUUCAUGAGGUUGAUCCAGCCAACCAAUUACAAUGGCUUGUUGAUAUGUUACAAGAAGCUGAAGACAACAAUGAAAAGGUGCACAUUUUAGGUCAUAUACCUCCUGGAAGUAGUGACUGCCUAAAAGCAUGGAGCUGGAACUACUACAGGAUUAUUAAUCGUUACCAGGGUACAGUAACAGCUCAGUUCUUUGGUCAUACGCACAAUGAUGAAUGGCAGAUGUUUUUUGAUGAUGACACUAGAAAAAUACCAUCAAGUAUUGCCUUUAUUGGCCCUAGUGUAACACCAUACACCCAGCGUAAUCCAGGAUAUAGGAUAUACACAGUUGAUGGCGACUACUUUAACAGCUCAAGGGUUGUACUAGACCAUGAGACCUACAUUCUUAAUUUAACUGAGGCCAACAAAGGAAAUGUAAAAUGGCAGCUGGAAUACAAGGCUAAGGAAGCUUACAAGAUGUCAUCACUUUUGCCUUCUGAAUGGAAUGCUCUAGUAUACCGCAUGGCCAAUGAUAAUGCCCUGUUAGAUCUUGUUUACAAGCAUUUUUGGAAGUCCUCUCCUGAUAGUGUCCAUGGUGGCCCAUGUGACACAACUGAAUGUCGCCAUGAAUUUGUAUGUCGCUUGUUAGCAGGMAGAUCACAUGAUCCUGAGGUGUGCACCCUCAGAGGGUUAAAGAUUACCAAGUCCAGGCAGCAUUUGUCUCCUCUCAUGGAUGUUUGUUAA